UGUCUCCAGCCGCCGAUGCUUGGUGGUGGCGGAGGCGGAGGAGGAGGAGGCGGCGGUGGUGGUGGCGGCGGCGGUGGCGGUUAUCAUCCCCACAACAAUAUGGCACACAGAGCUGCAUCUCACAGGUGAAGUGUUCAUGCUGCCCUUGCCAAUCACAAUUAUGCCAAUGCCACGACCACACGCCGCUUCGCAGCAGCAACAACAACAACUGUUGCAACAACAACAACAGCAGCAGCAAAUGCAACAGCAACAACUGCAGCAGCAACUACAACAACAACAGCAGCUAGAGCUACAAAUGCAAUCGAUGCAAUUGCAGCAACAACAACAACAACACAGCAACUGCACCAGCGAUGCAACUGCAGCCAAUGCAGCAGCAGCAGCAACAACAUCUACGGCGUCGGCAAUGGCCAACAGCAACAACAACAACAGCAACAAUACCAACGCAACAGCAACGGCAGCAUUAACAGCAACCAAUUCAGAAUAAACACACCAGCAACACCUUCAACAACAACAACACACAACAACAACAGCAGCAGCAGCAACAACAACAGAGCAGCAGCAACAACAACAACAACAGGUGCAAUAAUACCCGUUAGAACAACAUCAACAAGAUCAUAUCGAUACGAGGCGACAAUGUUGCAGCAACAACAGCAGCAGCAACCACUGUCCUCCUAUCAGCAACCGCAGCAAUAUCAAGCGUUUCCAGCAGCACGCCAGCAGCAAUAUCAAGCAUGGCAGCAACCUCAACAACAGUAUGCACCUCGCCAACAGCAACAACAACAGCA
Drosophila nasuta is the source of this 785-nucleotide messenger RNA. RefSeq lists its product as uncharacterized. The transcript is spliced from 2 exons. NCBI's taxonomy places the organism in Eukaryota, Metazoa, Arthropoda, Insecta, Diptera, Drosophilidae. The coding region runs from base 137 to 484 and encodes 115 amino acids. The record is from RefSeq and is a predicted model, not a curated record.